Molecule: messenger RNA, 801 nt
Organism: Phascolarctos cinereus (koala)
Lineage: Eukaryota; Metazoa; Chordata; Mammalia; Diprotodontia; Phascolarctidae
Product: adrenodoxin-like
Biological process (GO): P450-containing electron transport chain
Cellular component (GO): mitochondrion
Molecular function (GO): electron transfer activity; 2 iron, 2 sulfur cluster binding
Source: RefSeq, a predicted model, not a curated record
CAGGGAGUCAGAGAAGGGAGAAAGACAGGUGUCCAGUGUCCCCAGACAGAUGAUGCCCAAGUUGGCCCGGGGUCUUACCCAGGUUCUGUCAUCCAGCCUGGUCAGGUGCUUGUCUACCAUGGUCUGGUUACUCCCCACCAAGGUGCAGCCAUGGAGGAUGUUUGGUACCACUCGGCUACUCCAAGAUGAGAUUCAAGAUUCUGGUCCCCAGGAGCAAUUGACAGUGAAUCUCAUAAACCACCUGGGGAAGAAGAUUACAGUUCCUGUGAGGGAGGGUGAAAACAUGCUCCAGUUGGUGCUAAAGCACAAUUUGAACUUCCUGGGCUUCGGGAUCUGUGAAGGGACUCUGACCUGUUCUACCUGCCACCUCAUCCUAGAGAAGGAAGUCUUCCAGAAGCUAGGCCCCAUCUCUGAGGAGGAGCUGGACAUUCUGGACCUGACCUGUGGUGUCACAGCCACGUCUCGUCUGGCCUGCCAGCUGUGUAUGACCAAAGCUAUGGACAAACAGACCCUCUGGGUCCCCAUGGAGACUGACACCUCUGGAUCCAAGUAGCAGGAGCAGCUCUGGAAUCCAGGCAGGGGCAGGGGCAGGGGAAGGCUGGGGGGAGAAGGGAUGGUGCCCACCAAUGCUGAUCUCUUCUCCUUCCACUUCCCACAGUGAGAAACCCAUUUCUCACCCUGAACUGGGUGCCUAUUCUGGCACAGUGGACAAGGUAAAUACUAGGCCACAGUGAAGUGGCAAGAAGGAGAAAAAUGUGUCUCUCCUUGUGACCUCUGCCAUGGGAAGAGUUUUAAAAUAUU